Mycena citricolor is the source of this 443-nucleotide messenger RNA. Lineage: Eukaryota; Fungi; Basidiomycota; Agaricomycetes; Agaricales; Mycenaceae. The record is from the annotation of a GenBank genome assembly.
AUGGUGGACAUGUCGGGAAGUGACGGCAACUCGAAACAACAUCCAGGCAAUUCCAGAACCCCACUCCUUCACUCAAACCACCAUGUUCACCGCGAGAAUUGCUGCCCGUCGUCUGCCCCGGGCUCUCAUGACCCCAAACGCUUCUACAGCGAAGACGCUGGAUCGGUGGCUAAAUCCAAGGGUUUCAAUAAGAAGGAACAAGCUCACGAGAACGAGUACGCUCGCCGUCAUGAGGCAGAACAGCUUGCGAAAAUGCGCGCCAACAUCGAGCAGAAGAAGACCGAGCUGGAACAACUGGAAAAGGAACAUGCCGCUGAGUUGGCCAAGGCCGGCAAGCAGUAAAAGAGACUUGCAUGGUCUUGCCUUGAUCCUGUGUAGUGCAUGGUACCAUUGUAUUCAUACAGUCUCGCUUCAUCCAAUCCCAGAAUCGAAAUCCAUAAAUG